GUGCAGCAAUCUAGCUAGCUCCGGCUCCCAAAUAAGUGGUCAGUGCAAGUGAUGGUUGGCGUGAAGUACUGCGUGAUGGAUAGAAAAUACGUGAACAUUGGAAAUUUAUGUAGGUCGUGUUGAGUGUGGCUUUUAAAAUGACAACUUAAUAAAGAUCCAUGGAUUACAAGAGAGAGUUCCACUUGUGAGCAAUCAUGUGGCACUUGGUUAACAACAAAUACUCCGACGAAUUUGUGCCAUCUUGGCUGACGGAAUUUUUUCACAGUUGGCCACACGUCUCGUACCGGGGCUUCGAAAAGUACAGUUCUACGUUUAACCCCGAAGAUCCUAAAUACAUCCAGACGCUCAUCUUCUGGGGUGCAAUCCCAGUGUUGUGGCUACUGGCCAGCCUGUUGUUUGUCAUCCUCUACGGAACAUGCCACUGCUGUAAGAAUAGGAAACGACGGGCUCAUCCUGCGCCCAACAGACAGAAGAAGACACAAUGUUUGAAGUGGAUGAUAAUUACGCUGGCGUUACUCAGCGCAGCAUUUGUGGGUGGGGGUUUGUAUGGCAACGAGACUACUGCCACCGGAGUGCAGCAUUUGGUCCAGUCGGCACAGGAUGUCAACAGCACAAUAGAUACCACCGAGAAAGAGAUCACCACAAUAUACAAUGGCAUCACGGUGGAUCUAAAAGACAAAGUGGACAGUCUUGAGAAAAUCUUCCAGGAGCCCAUCGCCAACCUUACAAGGCAACGCAUGCUGCAGGAGGAGACGCAGGCUCUGCAAAGCAUGGUGGGAUGUGCUGGGAAGAACGUCAGCCAGAUUGAUGCUGCGUACAGCAACAACCUCGAUCUCAGCAGACCCACCACAGAAGUCCAGUAUUAUGAAACGAUCAGGUGGGGUGGUUUUAUUGGUGUCUUCUGUUUUGAACUGAUCAUCUGUUUGGUAGUUCUAUGUGGAGCCUGCACAGGAAAGAGAUGUUCACUUAUCAGCUCGGCCAUACUGUGUGUAAUUGGCAUGGUGAUAGUCUGGUGCUUGGCUGCUGCUGAAACAUUUGUCACACUGGGUGUGAGCGAUUUUUGUGCUGAUCCAGACACCUUCAUUUUCAAACAAGCCAAGAUGUCAACGGACUUGACAGAUGAGUUUCUCAAGUACUACAUGAAAUGUGGCCAAACAGCGAGUCCUUUCAGCAAGGACCUGUCCUCGGCAAACACUGAUCUAGCCUUAGCAGGAACUACCUUGGACAAAAUAGCCUCUCUAUCCAAAGGGUUCUACCCUCGAGCAGAACCUGUGGUUGCACAAGCCAAGACUGCUCUAAAUUCUGUCACCACCUCAGUGUUGACACUUUCAGGAAACCUAGACUGUGCCACGUCCGGAGUCCAUAAAGAUUACAUAACUUCGCUGCACUCGGUCUGCUAUGAUUCAGUGAUUGGAAUCACAAUCAUGUUGCUCAGUGCCAUGCUAGCUGGUCUCCUGUUCACCCUGGUCAUCCUGUGCACCAUCAAUCUGAAUGGCAGACUGCCUAAAAGAAAAAUACCCUACGCGGUAGACCAGGAGGAUCCCUUCUUGCCCCCGAAUGACAACACUGCGACACUGGAACGUUACCGGAGGAACAUGGAUCCACCAUCACCCAGACAGGACAACCGUCCAGCGCCCUUGCCAUCGGACCACCGCGCUAGACCCAUUUCUCUCUCCAGCUCACUGCAGGGUUACAGACCGCACUCUCCCAAACCGAGCGACGCGCCGAAUCUUUUCAACUACCUCCAGCGGGAAGGCCAUGAGCAGGGGCUCAGCAGCUCCAACCAGGCGUGGCCGGUGCCCCGACAGCAGGGGACCAGCAGUGGCUGGGGAGGAGCGACAGGGGCCGGGCCAUCGACCUCCUCCAACCAACCACCUGUCCGUCACGAAGGCUACGAUUCCCCUCCCCCUUCCUAUACUCUCGCAAUGAGCCGUGACAACCAGCGGCGUAACGCAGAGAACGGCCAACAUCAGCAACAAGCUCGUCUCAGCUCGGGCAGCAUUGUCUAACCUACCAGGGCCCAUCACGAAACUCUCUGAGCUCCUUUGUCACCCCAAACUUCAAGAAACAAUCACCUGCCCAAUCAUGCCUGCAGCAAUCAGCACGUCUCACCUUAAGGAGCUGUGUAUUAAUAUGGUAUACCUUGUGACAUGCACAGAGGAUGCAGCCAUAAUUUGAUGAAAAUCAGAAUCAGUACACCCCUCAUCGGUUGAAAAGAGCCACGUUGGUCGGAAGUGUUCGUUUUGCUGGUAGCGAUGCGACCGUAACGCUUGCAUUUCGUAGUCAUUAGGGAACCAUCAAAGUGCAGUUUCGACCAAAGGAGCCUCCGUUGCUAGGGAAUUUCUCAAUUUUUUGUUCCAGCUUGGGGCUCAUAGGUCUUUUUCUGCAGUGUCUUGAGGCUGAAUCCGAAGAGCUUGACCCCCAGAAUAUGCAGAACCUUGAAGCUAUUUUUUGAAGCUCUUUCUAGAUUCUUUGUCACUCACUGAAAGACAUACAGUUCUUGCCUUGAGUUUGAUCAGUGAGUGGAGAAUUGGGCGAGAUGGAAAGCUGUGAUGAAAUCUGCUGUUUUAUAGCAGUUUUAAAAACUAUUUUAGAACAUGAUUGUGAAAAGUUUUUGAACGCAAUUCGGGGUCUUUUCACGUGGUCUUGAAAGGUUAAACUUUUUAUACGAUACUUUUUGAGUAACAUUGACACUCAAAAGUAUGGCAUGGAUAUACUUUUUGAGUCAGGCUGUAGAUAUUUUUAACCCACGCAUAAUUCUCUGCUAUAAUUCUGAUCAGACCUAUUUUACUCUGCUCCGCAAAACGUGACAGACGAUACAGAAGUGCCUGUACAUUGCAAAGGGAUAUCGAUGAAGAAAUGGCAACUGUGUGUCAAGAAAAACAGGUGCCUGUGGUGUGGGAAAACUAGAUGUGAGAUUAUUGCUAAAUGUGCCUAUAAUGUUAUUCCUGGGGAUACGUUUGGCAACAAUUCAAGAAUUUAAGGACCUUCAUACAGAUACAUGUAAGUUGCCGUGAUCCAAAAGCCUAGACCCAAGGCCCAUAUGUACUUGCUAGCAUCGGUGUCGUGGGGUGGGGGUGCUUGCUGUUCCCUGAAAAAUCAACUAAGGAAAAUAAAAAAGGGGAAAUAGAAAAGCAAAAGAAACGGGAAGAAAUGAGGAAAAGUCAUGAAAAUCACCAAGUUGGUUGGAAAAACCCUUUCACCGGGAACAGUUUUUCAGUUUGCUGCUGAUGAAUCUAUUUUUUCUCCCCCCGACAAAAAAUCCCGGCGACGCCUGUGCAUGCCGGAUACUUUUCCCUAAUAUCUGCUCAAUAGUACACGUGUACCUCUUGACCAGUGACAAACAGUCUAAGGCAGCAAAUGGAGCCGAUAUCUGUACAAGGCACGCCCCCAAGGCACCCACGAUAAACCGUUUCUUGUUACUGUUUCAAGCCAGAUGGGCAAGACCAGUCAGGCUCACCACCAUGUUGUUUUAUCACGGGGAGGGAGGACAUUGGUAAAUAAGAAAAUGUCCUCUCGUAAACGUAUGUGUAUAUAUAGAUUUUUUUAGCCCUUGUAGAAUUAUACGUUCAUCACUGCUCCCUUUACAGGGUACGGGGAUCGGCUAAUCCCUUGUAUAGAAUUUUGUGCAGGAUGUACAGACAUGGCAAAGCAUCGUGGGUCGCUUGCAGCCCUGCUUCAGGCAUGUACAUGUACAUCCAUCAUGCAAGUGUACCUGGAAGUGACGACUUCAAAUUCCCUCCCUCCAAUGAGGCUCGAGGAAAUUGCAUCGUGCACUCUUUAAAAACCCCAACCAUCUUUGUGUAUUUCAGGGUGGUGAAGCAAGUGAAGCCCUUUUCAGAAAGUUCCAUCGAAGCAUUUGAAGGGCACAGAACACCUCCACCAUGUUUGAAAGCAGUGCCUUGACAAUUGAAGGCCUACAGAAAUAAUUGACAGUCAGUUUUAUACCUGAUUGAACCAUUCAGUAGUAACAGCCUUACAUAAAGGAACAGAACUUAUGUUAUUAUUUUUAAAUGGACAAGAUGUCACACAUUGUUCUCACGUGUUGAAAUCUGGAUAUUUGCGUUCACAUUUUUAUGCACUUUUUUACAAAAAGCCUCUAUGAUAUGGUAUGCCAAUAUUGUUGUAACACAUCUUGUAACAAAAUCUAAUACUUUUUAAUGCUUUGCAUUUUCUUUUCAUCUGUGUUUUUUUUUU
Acanthaster planci (crown-of-thorns starfish) is the source of this 4197-nucleotide messenger RNA. RefSeq names its product protein tweety homolog 2-like. Gene Ontology annotation, cellular component: plasma membrane. NCBI's taxonomy places the organism in Eukaryota, Metazoa, Echinodermata, Asteroidea, Valvatida, Acanthasteridae. The record is from RefSeq and is a predicted model, not a curated record. Gene Ontology annotation, molecular function: intracellularly calcium-gated chloride channel activity; volume-sensitive chloride channel activity.